CAGGCUGCCCUGCUGCAAUGUCACCGGCGUCACUGCCACUGCAGGCUGCCGGCACCUGCCGCUGCUGCUGCAGGAGACCAAGGCGCCGAGGCCAGGCAGGGACCCAGGGCCACCAGGCACUGUGUGAAGCAAGGACGUGGCCGGCCAGAUGGGCAGCACCAUGGAGCCCCCCGGGGGCGGGUACCUGCACCUGGGUGCUGUGACAUCCCCGGUGGGCACAGCCCGCGUGCUGCAGCUAGCCUUCGGCUGUACCACCUUCAGCCUGGUGGCCCACCGGGGCGGCUUCGCGGGCGUCCAGGGCACCUUCUGCAUGGCCGCCUGGGGCUUCUGCUUCGCUCUCUCAGGCCUGGUGGUGGCCUGCGAGUUCACCUGGCUCCACAGCUGCCUGCGCUUCUCCUGGGGCAACUUCACAGCGGCCUUUGCCAUGCUGGCCACACUGCUGUCUGCCACGGCUGCUGUCAUCUACCCACUCUACUUCACCCGGCUGGAGUGCCCACCUGAGCCCGAGGGCUGCGCAGUCAGGGACUUCCGCCUGGCCGCCAGCGUCUUCGCCGGACUCCUCUUCCUGGCCUACGCUGCGGAGGUGGCCCUGACCCGGGCCCGCCCGGGCCAGGUGGCCAGCUACAUGGCCACGGUGUCAGGACUCCUCAAGAUCGUCCAGGCCUUCGUGGCCUGCAUCAUCUUUGGGGCACUGGUCCACGACAGCCGAUAUGGGCGCUACGUGGCCACCCAGUGGUGCGUGGCCGUCUACAGCCUGUGCUUCCUGGCUACUGUGGCCAUCGUGGCCCUGAGCGUGAUGGGCUACACCGGGGGCCUGGGCUGCCCCUUCGACCGUCUGGUGGUUGUGUACACCUUCCUGGCUGUGCUGCUCUACCUCAGUGCCGCCGUCAUCUGGCCCGUCUUCUGUUUUGAUCCCAAGUACGGCGAGCCCAGGCGGCCCCCCAACUGCCCUAGGGGCAGCUGCCCUUGGGACAGCCAGCUGGUGGUGGCCACCUUCACCUACGUCAACCUGCUUCUCUACAUUGCCGACCUCGCCUACUCCCAGAGGAUCCGCUUCGUGCCCACCCUGUAGCCCAGCAGGCAGCAGCCGGCCCACCUUUGCUCUCCAGGGGCUCCAGGCACCAUGACGGUGGCCCAGGUGAACCCAGACCCCGGGGGACCGAGCCAGAGGGAGGCAACCAGGAGGGCCACUCCUGGACUUCUGGCAGUGCUCAGCAGCUCCACCUGGGGAGGGGCGGAGUGGGACAGAGGGGCAGGAGGCCCUGAGCAGGACAGGGGAACAGCCUACGCCAGGCAGUUCCCAGGCCCUCUCUCUCUGUCUCUGUCUUUCUAUCUCUCUGCCUCUCUCUAUCUCUGUGUCUGUCUUUCUCUCUCUUUGCAUCUCUAUCUCUUUCCAUUUCCUGGCCCUCCCUGGUUCAGCACUGAUCACUGGAGCACAUGAGAAGCCUUUGAAGCAGGCACUGUUGUGAGCCACUUUGCAGAUGGGGCACCGAGGCUAAGAUUUAGGAGCUGGCCCUGCGUGUCCAUCAGUGCCUAGAGACCGUUCAGGCUGGGUAACCUAAGUACAGCUGAAAAAGGGACAAUCCCCAGAGGCGUGAGAAGGGGGCAGAAAGGAGCCAGAGAGUGCCAGAGCCGGGCCAGCAGAGGUGUGUGGGGAGCUGGCACCACCUCUAGCCUUGAUGGAGAUGCUCCUGGAACCCCAAAGGGACAGUUAUCCAAGCAGGGCCCUGCUGGGUGGUUUGUGCCAGCUCGAAGAGAAGGAUCCGGGAAUCAGGACCCUGCCUUGACCGCUUCAGAGUGGCUACAGCUGUGGGAAACAGAGCAAGGACUGUGGUGUGGUCACACAGGGCAGUCUCUGCAGGCUGGAGAUGGCACAGGUGGCCUGGAGGGGCCCGCAGAGGCCAGCAGCACCACGAAGAGCCCAGUAUGCUGAGAUGAAGCUGUGUUCUCCCAGGCGGGGAGCCCCCACCAGGCACUCCACCAUUGGCCCCAACAUAGCAGCUUCUGUAGUGUCUGGUGUGGGCCCAGGGGAGUCUGGCCAGGGGCAGCCUUGACCCAGGAAGAGAGUCCAGCCUGGGACAGCCAUUGGGAUACGGAGUCUGGGCACGAGGAACCUCUCUGGUGCUCACAGGCCCACGACCUCAGCUCAAGUGUCCGUUUGCCUGGCCGCUGACCUCCAGCCAGCUUCUCCCACUCAAGAGCCCAGACUGGGUCAGCUCAGAGCAGCCCGCUGGCUGCCCCUAAGCACAGCAGCCCCUUGGCCCAGGGCCUGGAGCAGGAAAUAAAUGCUGAUGC
Messenger RNA from Equus quagga, 2295 nucleotides. It is a transcript of the gene MYADML2, whose product is annotated as myeloid associated differentiation marker like 2. The record is from RefSeq and is a predicted model, not a curated record. NCBI's taxonomy places the organism in Eukaryota, Metazoa, Chordata, Mammalia, Perissodactyla, Equidae. Gene Ontology annotation, cellular component: membrane. The transcript has a single exon. Bases 149 to 1072 code for a protein of 307 amino acids.